This is a messenger RNA of Colletotrichum orchidophilum, 363 nucleotides long. RefSeq names its product FAD binding domain-containing protein. The transcript has 3 exons. Gene Ontology annotation, molecular function: FAD binding. Lineage: Eukaryota; Fungi; Ascomycota; Sordariomycetes; Glomerellales; Glomerellaceae. Bases 1 to 363 code for a protein of 120 amino acids. The record is from RefSeq and is a predicted model, not a curated record.
AUGUACCCCAUUCAUCAGCGCUUGGCUUCUAACUUGAGGCGCGGGAGGUGUCUUUUGGCUGGCGACGCCGCACCAGUGAACAACGUCAUUUGUGGCUUGGGUCUGAGCACUUGCCUGCUGGAGUCUGUGGCUCUAAGCGACACUCUCACUCUAAUUCUGAAAGACGGCAAACCAGGAAAUCCCAUACUGAUAAUGUCCUCGGAUGAGCAACGUCAAUUCUUCCAAUUUUUUGUUGAUCCAGUCGCUUCUUGGGAGCAAACGCGAAUACAGGCAGGCGAGCAAGACGAUUGGUUCGUUCGCUGCUUGAGUGACAUCUCAAGCCCCUCAUUUGCACGUUGGAUUGAAAUGAUGGAGAGCUUUUGA